This is a messenger RNA of Candidula unifasciata, 5031 nucleotides long. The record is from the annotation of a GenBank genome assembly. Lineage: Eukaryota; Metazoa; Mollusca; Gastropoda; Stylommatophora; Geomitridae.
AUGGAGACAUUGAUUGCAGAUACAAGUUUUGUUCACGAUAGCGCAGAUAAGCACGAAGAGUUUAUGCGAGCACUCAGACAAUCUCUGUCUGUUUUACAAGAGAAGCUGACAACGGAUGACCAACCCAUACACGCGACAGCAGGGUGGAAUCAGGUACUGGAAACAUAUAAACAACUUUGCAACUUUUGCAAGGAAAAGCUGAACUAUGACACUACUGGACAACCGGAUGCUCAAAAAGCAAUUUUCUCAUUCAUUGUCCACUUACUGGAGAACGACCUCAGUAUGCUCCACUUGCAGAUUGCAUAUUUUAGCAUACGGGAUAGAAGCUUUGAGCUGAAAGAAUAUAUUCAGGGACUUAAUGAUACAUCACUGAGACCACUGAUAAUGGCUGUCUGCCAACGCGAGAGAAAGGAAGCAGGAGUUGACACAAAGGCUUUCUGUGACAUGUAUGAGAGAGUUAUGAUCCAGCUAUUCCGAGAUACACUAAAGAAGGAACAGUCAAAGAUGUUUACAAAUGAACUGUUGGAUCUGUCUGUCUACUUAUACCUGGACUGCAUCCACCUUGAGGAAGACUCGUAUAAGAUGCUAGCAACUACUGGAAAAAAUGUAUUGAACUCACUGGACGAUCCCUUCACUAACAUCAAGGACAUCAACAGAUUGAAGUCUUAUUUAAAACACUCUGGGGAAGUGAUUACGCAGCCUAGUUUUGCAUCCAGUGAAAAAACAGCCGAUGUGGUAAAGGAUUUUAUCGAGAGCUUUGUCACAAAACUGAGCAAGCGUGGCCUGGUUAAGGAAGUCUACAAUGAGGUGUUUGACUUGCUUCUGUGCAUCACAAAGUGUCCAUUUCAUGAAAACGGGUUCGACAUCAAGUUAUUUGAGGAAGUGAUGUAUUUCUUUAUAAGAAUCCCCGAUAAAAUCUUGUCUAAAUCUGCAGAACUGUUUACAGCAAUGGCUAAACGAUACACUAAUCUUCUUGAUGAGAUGGACAUGAGAUACCUCAACAGUGGAAGAUAUGCUGAUACAGUCCUAAGUAAUGCACUUAAAAAACUGUAUGCAGAUAACAAAGAAGUGGCAAGGCAGUGGUUAGAAAUGCUGGUGCCACUGUUCAAGAAACCUUGUGAAGACACCAUGAGAGCAUGUUACUUAAUUGUUUCUAAUGACAAAGGAUACAAAUGGAAGGACUAUCCAGAUAUUGCUCACCAAGUGGCUGACUUGAUCACAGCAUUCCAACCACCAAACGAGUAUGAUGUUACCAAUGAAGCAGAACAGAAGAAACUUCAAGAGUUUCUGAAAAUCUUCAAAAGUGCUGUGGAAUAUUUCUUUGAUGGCUUGAAGAAAUCUAGAAUGCUGAAAGACUAUGGUCGACCAAUGGCUUGUCUAAGUUUGAAGUUGCUAGAAAGUAAAAACACUGAAUUGUUGGAACUUUCUGAAGCAAUAGCUGAAAGAACUGAGCUUAAUCCAAAGGUAGACAAAGAAUUUAUGAUAGAGAUGAUCAAAAAAUUUCAUUUGGUGCUGAAGAAUGAAGAUCAUCUGUGGAAUGAGAGCUGGCCUCUACAGAGAGCUGCAAAUGAUUUCAUUGAACACUGUAUGGAUCCUUUCAAAGAUGGUAAGGCAUUUACUGAUGAGGAGCUCAGGGUGUUUGUUUCAGUCUGUGUCACUAGUCUCAGUUACGACUGUGUACAUCCGGAGACAGGCCAGUUCCCAUCUGUGUACUUUUUAGUGUUCCUCACUAUAAUCAAAGUCCUCUUUAACUGGCUUUCUGCACUGAACAAAAUGAACUUGGCUGAGGAGCUAGUGCCUAGACUCAUGAAAUGUUUAGAAGUGGAUGAUGAAAGUGUAGUACAGCUGUGUGCUGUUUAUCUCAACAUGCUUGGCAAAGUCUCUUCAGGUCAACAAGCUGUAGCUCCAUAUCUGGAUGAUCUUAUUAAGAUCUACUUGGAAAAACGCCAGGAUAUGCUUCUGCUUGCCAUCAAUGAGAUUUAUCCCUGUAACCCCAAAGCCUUAAAGAAUCACUUCCGUAGCUUGAUGGAAUUGCUAGAAGAGACCAUUGACACUAGUGUGCUCACCUAUCUUGGGAUGCUGUUUCAGAAAGUGUCAACAAAACAAGCAGAGUUGUUCACAGAACAAGAUGUAGAAAUUCUGCUCAACAAAGCCCAAAAAGUUGUGAACUCACAGACAACAUUCCUCGGCAUUGUUAGUGAACUGUGUAAGAGGCGGCCAGAAUGUUUAGUUCCACAUAUUGAUCUGUUGCUUGACCACUCAUUGUGGAAUCCAGUGAUGUCUUCCUACUACAUAAAAGAUAUGUUGAGCACACUAGCUAUUUACAAAGAGGAUCUGGCUCCAAGAGUUUUAGAUGACAUGUUCCUUACAGCAAAAUCCAGUCAGGAUAAAUCUUCUCUGGUCACUGCCUUGAAUUCUAUCCGUAUGAUUGGCUUCAAGUACCCAGAGUUGCUGAAGCCAAUGAGGAGUCAGUUGGAUCAAAUGCAGCUUGUAGAUGUUGAUGCAGUCAACAUGAGGCAGACUAUUCUUGACAUGAUUGAUGGCAAAACGUCUGAAGAUAUGCUGAAAAAACUGCACAAACAACAAGAAGAUAUUCAAAACUUGGUUGGUAGAGUGGAUGACACAGAGGAAGCAGUUACAGAUGUCAAGAAUGAGCUAGAACGACAAGGAGAACAGCUGGAGACUACAAAGAAAACAGUUGAUGAGCAAGGCCAGCAUCUGGAUGAGAUACAGCAAACAGUAGAUGAAACUGUCAUCAAAGUGGAAGAAAUUGAUCAAAAGACACUGAGCCAUGCACCUUUCUGGGCAAGAGAUGUGUCCAAAUUAUUGAACCCAGUUUCUGAACAUGACUGGCGCUUGCUGAGCAGACGUUUGGGAUACAGCAAUGAUGACAUAAGAGGAUGGGCCCAGCAAGCUGACCCAUGCAUGGCAAUGCUGAAUGAAUGGUAUGCUGUCAGAAAAACAAGUGAGGCCACAUAUGCUGUCCUGACUCAGCUGCAGGAGAUGGACCGAAUGGAUACUGCAAUAAUUGUGGAAAAUGCCAUGAAAAAUUCUGAGGCUGUUGUAGAAGAUGAAGGCUUUGAGUAUACAUCUCCACCAGAGAUCUUCCUUAGCUAUCAAUGGGGCCACCAGCCUGAAGUGAAACUCCUUAAGCAGCAUUUAGAAAUGGCUGGCUAUGAAUGCUGGCUGGACAUUGGUCAAAUGGGAGGUGGAGACAAGCUGUUUGAGAAGAUCGACAAGGGCAUCAGAGGAGCUAAGAUAAUCAUCAGCUGUGUGACUGCUAAAUAUGCCAAGUCCCCUAAUUGCAAUAGAGAGGUGAACCUGGCAGUUAGCUUGAACAAACCAGUGAUACCAUUACUGCUAGAGUCAUGCACCUGGCCACCUCCUGGGUCUAUGGGACCAAUAUUCAGUGAAUAUUUAUUUGUGCGCUUCUAUCAGCGUGGAGGGGAAGAACUAAGUGAUGACAGAUACUGGCCUAAGGAAAAGUUUCAGGAGCUGCUUUUGCAAAUCAACACGUUUGGUCUUCCACCAAAUGAGAAAAAGAUAGACCAAGUGUACAAGAACUGGUGGAUGCCAGUUGUCCAAGAAAUUAAAAUUGACAAGAAUAAAACUAAGAAUGGUGGCUAUACCCAACAAAUGGAACCCUCAGUACAGGAUUUAAAGGCUGCAGAAUCUCCUGAUGUGUUUAUAUCAUACCAGUGGGGCAAACAAAAACAUAUAAUCAAACUCUACGAGCGGCUGACCUCACUUGGGUUCACUUGUUGGCUGGAUAUCAAGCAAAUGGGCGGAGGAGAUUCACUCUAUGAUAAGAUUGACAGAGGCCUCCGUGGCUGCAAAGUUGUGGUUUCCUGUGUGACUCAGAAGUAUGCUUUAUCUGCAAACUGUCGUCGUGAAGUGAGUCUGGCUGAUGCACUGAAGAAACCUCUCUUGCCUCUUCUCCUGGAACAAAUGACUUGGCCACCCAGUGGGCCUAUGAGUAUGGUUUUGUCACAGCUGCUGUAUAUAAACUGUGCAAAGGAUGAGUCAGUUCAGAUGACAUGGGAUGGCCAAAAGUUUACAGAACUUGUAAACAACAUAAAGAAGUAUGUGCCAAUGGAGCUGCAAAAGGAUCCUCCACUAAAAAAAGAUAAGUUCACAGAGCCAGUAAAAGAUAAGACCAAAGAGCCAAUGAAAGAUAACACAGAACUCUUAAAAGAUAAUAACACAGAACCAGUGAAAGCUAAGAAUGCAGAGCCAAUGAAAAACAAGAACACUGAGCCAGUGAAAGACAAGAACACAGAACCAGUGAAAGACAAGAACACAGAGCCGGUGAAAGACAAGAACACAGUGCUAGUGAAAGUCAAGAACACAGAGCCAGUGAAAGACAAGAACACAGAGCCAGUGAAAGAUAAGAAUGCAGAGCCAGUGAAAGAUAAGAACGCAGAGCCAGUGAAGGAUAAGAAUACAGAACCCUUGAAAGACAAGAGUACAGAGCCAGUGAAAGACAAGAACACAGAGCCAGUGAAAGACAAGAACACAGAGCUAUCCCACAAUACAAUUUCAGUGUCAUCCAAAUUUAAAAUCACACAGUCAUCCCCUGAUAAGAUCUCAGAGCCAUCCAAAGAUAAGACUGUUCCUUUGUCUGUUAAGAGUAAUGAAAGUAGUUUAAAUGUGACCAGCAACCAGGAGUUAAAAGUAAAUGCGUCAGAUGCUCAAACAACCAUAAUCUCUGAGAAUUCCAGAAAAGUGACAACUCCUCAGUCAGUCACUCCAGAUUCCUUGAAGGGCCACGUCAGAAAACAGCAACGACUACUGAAACCAAUCCAUUCUGAUCCAUCUAAGAAUGUGCCACCAGCUUCUAAAGCUGAGAUGACCUCAAGGUCUCCUGUCAGAAAACAGCUAUCUCAAAAACCGAAAGCAACCACAAGACCAUUAAGAUUACCACCUUUACAACACUCAAAAUCACCAGCUCCCCAGGUUACUUCCGUGCAAGAGAAAUUCCCACAGAGACCUCGAGUGUCAGUGGUACAGAAAAAGAAAGCAAGUGGUUAG